Cryptosporidium ubiquitum is the source of this 456-nucleotide messenger RNA. RefSeq lists its product as uncharacterized. The transcript has a single exon. Lineage: Eukaryota; Apicomplexa; Conoidasida; Eucoccidiorida; Cryptosporidiidae. Gene Ontology annotation, biological process: snRNA export from nucleus. The record is from RefSeq and is a predicted model, not a curated record. Bases 1 to 456 code for a protein of 151 amino acids.
AUGAAAAAGACGGGCUUUCUCAAGAAAUUAAAGCUAUUAAAAAAAGACGAUCCGGAAAGAAUUAAAUUACUUUCAAAGCUAGUAAAAGAGUUGAAGGAGCCAAACAUUUAUCUCUUAGAAAGGAUUGUGUUUUAUAUUCCAAACGAUUUGGUGUAUAAAGUUUUCAACGAGACACGAAUUAUUAUAAGAAAUGGAGGCUAUCCUACAGAGGAUAGUACUAGACUAAAAAGUGCAGGUGGUAUAUUUUUCAGAUUAAUAAGGAAUCAAAUACCUCACGAAGAAUAUAAGAGGAUCUGGAAUAUUCAGAGACGAAAGAAAAAGAAAGAAAGAGAUAGUAAAUUGUUACUUCAUGAUAUAAAUAAGAAUAUAAAAGGGGACAAAGAUGAUGAAUAUGAAGAAGGAGAGUUAUCUGAGGAAGCUAUAUUAAUGGAUGACUUGAAGUGCAUGUAUUUGUGA